AUGACGCAGAGACGCAGCGUGAAGCGUGGGUAUAAAAGCGGAGGCAAAGGGGGGGCUUGGAGCACAGAGCGGUUUGGUCGUUCGUUGGAGGGUCCUCUUUUCUUUGCUCGGCGACUGCGGCUCUUCAUUGGGGAGCAGGAGCGGCGCGACGAUCGGAGAAGCGGCCUAAGACUUCGGCGUUGGCUGGCUCCUUGCAAGCACUGCCUCCUGCCUGGUGGUGGGCAUGGGGGCCGGGGCCUGUGCAGCACUUGGAAAGCAGGCCCCUUCUGGAUCACUUUCAGUCUGGAUUUCUCCCUGGCCAUUGGCAUGACGGUCAUCAGCCUAGAGGACAGGAACUUCAGGGGCAUGGUGGGGGCACCAAAUAAAGGGCUUACCACAAGCUCAGGGUUAGUAUUACCAAUAGCGCUGGAGCUUGUGACUGUGCUGGUGGGCAGCCCCCGGGCAGACGGCCUUGUCUCCCUCCUGACCACCUCCGAAGAUGCUGAUGAGCCCCGGCGGCUCCAAUUUCCACUGCCCACAGCCCAGCGGUCAUUGGAGCCCGGGACCCCCCGCUGGGCCAACUAUGUCAAGGGAGUGAUUCAGCACUACCCAGCUGCUCCCCUCCCUGGCUUCAGUGCAGUGGUGGUCAGCUCAGUGCCCCUGGGGGGCGGGCUGUCCAGCUCGGCGUCCCUGGAAGUGGCCACAUACACUUUCCUGCAGCAGCUCUGCCCAGACUCCGGGUCCAUAGCUGCCCGGGCUCAGGUGUGUCAGCGGGCCGAACACAGCUUCGCAGGGGUGCCCUGUGGCAUCAUGGACCAGCUCAUCGCACUGCUGGGGCAGAAAGGCCACGCACUGCUCAUUGACUGCAGGUCCCUGGAGACAAGCCUGGUGCCGCUGUCAGAACCCAAGCUGGCCGUGCUCGUCACCAAUUCCAACGUCCGCCACUCGCUGGGCUCCAGCGAGUACCCUCUGCGGCGGCGCCAGUGUGAAGAAGUGGCCCGGGCGCUGGGCAAGGAGAGCCUUCGAGAGGUGCAGCUGGAGGAACUGGAGGAUGUCGUGGGUGAGAUCCGGCGCACGGCCCAGGCCGCGGCUGCCCUGAGCCGCGGAGACUACAGAGCCUUUGGCCGCCUCAUGGUAGAGAGUCACCACUCGCUCAGGGAUGACUAUGAGGUGAGCUGCCCCGAGCUCGACCAGCUCGUGGAGGCUGCGCUGUCAGCACCUGGGGUUUACGGCAGCCGCAUGACUGGUGGUGGCUUCGGUGGCUGCACCGUGACCCUGCUGGAGGCUGCCUCCGUUCCCCAGGCCAUGCAGCACAUACAGGAGCAGUACAGCGGCACCGCCACCUUCUACCUCUCUCAGGCGGCCGACGGUGCCAAGGUGCUGCACUGGUGAGGCACUCCCCGGGACAGCACCCGGGCAUGGGGCCUGCCAGGCAGCACGUCACGAAGCUCCAGGCCUCUGGCGCCUCUUGCCCUCUGCAUCUGGGUGCUCAAUAAACUUGUGCCUCCCACCA
Messenger RNA from Puma concolor (puma), 1492 nucleotides. The record is from RefSeq and is a predicted model, not a curated record. NCBI's taxonomy places the organism in Eukaryota, Metazoa, Chordata, Mammalia, Carnivora, Felidae.